Pelagomonas calceolata is the source of this 17638-nucleotide messenger RNA. NCBI's taxonomy places the organism in Eukaryota, Pelagophyceae, Pelagomonadales, Pelagomonadaceae. The record is from the annotation of a GenBank genome assembly.
AAAAGCAAGCGCUGGGCCGAUAAAGGGCUGCUAAAAAGCACCGCCCGCGAGCCGAGAAGGCUGGGCGAGGCUUCGACAGCACCGCUCGAAGCUCCAACGAGCGACGGCCCGCAGAAAGCUGCUGCCGGGCAGCCCCACUGUGCUGCCCCAGCUAAAAAGCUAGCCUCAGCGGCGCCGAGCGGAGCAAACUAGACAAAGAUGGGCCGCGCCAGGGGCGCCGCCCGCGCCAAGAAGCCCAAAGUGGCCGACAUGCCCUUCGACUGGACCGACCAGCUCAUCAACGAAGUGAUGGAAUCGACAAAUUCGACGAGCGCCUUGAUGGAAAAGUACGCGUCCGACCCGCCGUCGCCGGGCAAGUCCCAGCGCGAACGGCGCUGGGCGCCGCCGACGGCCGCCGCGCGCAAGAACCGGAAGCCGCGCACGUUGGCCGAAAAGCGUCUUGCUGCGGACCGCGCGACGAAUCCCCUCGCGGAGGAAGCGUCCGCCGACGCGUUGUCGUGGCGGCUGGAUGCGUGGUUUGCCACGCCCAUCGGCAAGCGCGUCGCUGGCAGUACGCCUCAACUACCGCUCGGUCCUUAUGUCGAUGAGGUGCUACGUGAGCCGAUACGGAAGCGCUUUUCAAGGUUCGAUGCGACGCGCCUUGCUAAUUUACGAGCGAUUGACGAGACCAAUAAGGCCAUUGAGGAGUGGCAUUCCACCAAUGAAGAGGAGGGCGCCGAGUGCCCUAUUACUCAGAUCGAAGAAAUUGGUGUUGAGGAAAAUGCCGUCGCGUUACUCACAGAUGAAGUCAGUUGCGCUUCGUGGGUUUCAUGUACGGUCAUUGGUGGAUUCACGGGCGCGAAGACGUACACUUGUAUCUUCGAGGAUAAGACAGAAACGAGGGAUAGUUGUCAGGUCGCGUUCCCGGCCUGGAGCGAUACGGGAGAGACGCUCGCAGCCUUGACCUCCGCCCUGAAACGGAGGAGAGACGCCGAGUCGUUGUUGGCCUUCGCGCAUACUAUACAAAACGUCCCGGUCAAUGAGAUCAGCGUGACGCUACCGGUCCGAGCGUCGUGGGAGCGUUUGUUGAGAAUUGGACUUAGUAGAGCCCCUUUCGACUCCGAUAUUAUCAGGGGAGAAGCCCUUGCACAGCUCGAGUCGCGAUACAACUUUGGUAGAAGUGCGUUAGCCCUGCCGCCGCCUCCAUCAGACAUCACCGAGAGUGAUGCACGACUAGCUUCAGCAACAACAUCACUAUGUGGCGAAGUCUGUUCUCUCUACCAUAACGCGAUGAACACGGUCAUCUUCAACGCUGACUCCCUGAAUCCCUAUCACCUCCAAGCUUAUUUAGCGAGGGAUCUGCCGCUGCCGCCGCCGUUCCAAGGACCACCUGGUUGUGGUGUAGCAGACAAUCCAAGGGAACAAGUGCAGCCCAACAAACUUAAGUUUAGAGAUAAAACGUUCCUCGAAUGCCCGGAGGUCGUCUCAGCCCUGGCCACGGCGCUCAACGCCGCGCAAGAGGUGAAAACAACUAGAUUGUUGACGACGUCGCACCAGUUCCCGCGGACGCCCUCGACCUUCACGGAGGACCAGGACAAGCAUAUAAAAGAUACGGUGCGUAAAUUGAGGGAGGGCUGGGUCAUGCGUACUAGUACGUUAAUUAACGCCGACCUCCGGACCGCCGACCAGUCCGUAUACAAUCUUGGUGAAUCGUCAAUAGCAAAGCACGAGUCCAAGACGAACAAACUCCAUCUGUUGUUGACGCGUAUUAAUUACGCCAUGGUCCAGGACCUACUUGACCUCACGAAGACGUCUUUGCAAGAAUAUGCGGAGUACGUCCAAUCGCAGUGCGAAGGUACUGUGACCGUGAAUUCUAUCGCUGACGUCACAUGCGACUACCCUAUCAGAAAUAAGGGCGACCCGCCGCGCCUGCAGCCUUUAUUUCGGAUGACUGUAGUGUCCACACCGGAAAGACGGGUGCUGAACCGAGCUGCGGUGGACGAGGCCAAUCGGCGCAUCGAGGAGUGGCAAGCUACGGCGGACGAGGGCGAGGAGUGCCCGAUAUCAAAAGUCGAGCCGGUCGAAGGGAGAACUUUUGAUUACGAAACUCCACUAAACGAGUCAGUGGAAUGCGUCGUUUCUGCGUUCACGAAGGCGAUCCAAGAAUGCCGCAACAUCCGGCAGGCGCAGAACUACGUCAUGGAGCGGCUGUUCUGGCCGAAGCCCGCGCUCAUAAAAGCGGUGGCCGGGGACGAGGCGUGGAUCGGUGCACUCAUUGAUAGCAUUACUACUAACAUCAAGAAAGCGUUGGAGCCCUGCGAGGCCUACCUCGAGUGCUUCAAGCAGUGGGAGCAGUUCCUGAACCUCGACGUCGACGAGUACGUUGCAUCCCUAAAACACGCGGUGCCGAUCCGCGUGGAAAUCAAAGUUACGACGUCGGCCCCGUGGCCGCGUCGGCUCGACGGCGUGGAGCGUCGCGGUCGCUCGACUCGACCUCGUCUGAUGGCCGCGAGUCGCGUCGACGGCGUUGAUGUCCGCGCAGGUGCCCAACGACGAGGACUACGAGGAGGACCAGGAGCCCGACGCUCCCUCCAUCCAGGUCGACCUGGCCAUGCUCCGGAAGACGCUGACGAGUCACGUCGACGCCAAAUUACGUAUAGAGGCCGACAUCCCGGCCGAGGCCAUCACGGCCGGUGCUUGUGAAUUAAAUGCCUUCGCAUUGCGAACCGAGUUGGGUGACAAGCACAUGGCGAUCAUCAACAAAGUGCUGGAGACGCAUUCCGAACACAUCCUCGAGUUCUCCGACUUUUUAGAUUCGAGGUACAAGUCCAUGAUGCGCGAGCUCUGCAAGCAGCCCGAGGACAUCGAGGGUGCCGUAAGCGGCGUCUGAUGCCAUCUUCAUGAAUGCGUCUCCAUCAGAGAUCGUGGAGGGUGGUCUUUUUUUCGAGUUUGAGACUCGCAGGCACCGCGGCCCUCGAGGAGUACAUUGGGAACAUGAGCAACGAUUUGAGAGCCAACCAGGAGUUGAUUGAUGAGAUGCGCGCCAUGAAUUCUGUGUUGGACGAGUACUUCUAUCGAGUAGAAUACUCGCACUUCGAAAGACAAACGUCCGUCGCGUUGUGGCCCGUGAAAGUUGGAGACCAGGCGGAGAAGGCCAAGGAAUUUUGUGAAGCCAUCCGAGCGAAGUACUUGCAAGCGCAAAUAGGGGAGCAGGAGGCCUUUGCUGACAGUUUGAAUGAGCUGCAGGAGUUCGCGCUGUCUUUUGACCAGUAUACUUCUUUAUCAGUAUGUGAGGAGGCCGCCUCGAAAGCACGAGAUUGCAUGCGCCAAGUGGAGGAAGCGGGCGAGCAGGCUCGGCUCUUCAACGCCCGCGAGUUGCUCUUCGAGCGGGAAGUCACGGUGCCGACUCGGCGUCUGUUGUCCACGCGCCUCGCGAGUGAGUCGUUCCCGCGCAGGACUACCAGCAGCUCGCGAACGUAAAAAAGAGGUUCGAGCCCUACUUCCAGUUGUGGGAUACUUCUGAGCAGUGGUUAACUGCCUCGGCAGAGUGGCACAAUCAGUCCUUCCUAACGCUGGAAGCGGAGCAAAUCGAAACCGACGUGAAUUUGUACAAAAAUGCGAUCCAAAAGGCCUUCAAAUUUUUCGAUAGAAACAAUUUGAGCGACCAAUCGGCGAUCGCCAAGGCGAUCAGGGACCAGGUCAAAUCAUUUGAGCCCUACGUGCCGAUCAUCGUCGCGCUGCGGAACCAGGGCAUGCGCCCUAGACAUUGGAAGCAAGUCGGUGCGGCGCUCGGCUUGGAAGAUUUUGAGCCUUCGGACGACUUUACAUUAACUAAAUUGCUCGAGCUCGACCCCGCUUCCCAAGAAGAAUUGAUUACGAAGGUCCGUGCCCGCGUCUCACUUCCCUGAGAGUGGUUUCAUGUCCGAAGCGGUUCGUUGAAGGACCCGAGGCCUUCUCUGGUGGAGACGAGUCGCGUCGACGGCAUAUCGUUCCUCGCAGGUCUCCGAGGCCGCGGCCAAGGAGUACAACAUCGAAGUAACGUUAGAUAACAUGCUGAGCGACUGGACGGGCCUCGAAUUGCAGAUAUUUCCUUAUAGGGAUACGGGGACCGGUGUCCUCAAAGGAGUGGAUGAGGUCCAGGCCAUCCUGGACGAGCACGUGACGAUGACGCAGGCGCGCUCGCGGCGUCCCUUCACGCCGUCGACGCGCGUCGUCUUCUGGAGAGGAGGUCGUGGGUGGUUUGUUUUUCGAGUUUGAGGCGAUUUGGGCCGCGUCGAGCGACCGCGAUGCUCACGCAGUCGUUCCGCACAGGCCAUGCAGUUCUCGGCGUUCAAGGGGCCCUUCGAGGAGCGCAUCGAGGCCUGGAACCACAAGCUGUUCAUCAUUGGCGAGGUCUUGGACAAGUGGCUCGAGGUGCAGCGCAACUGGAUGUACCUCCAGCCCAUCUUCGAGAGCCCCGACAUCAACAAGCAGCUGCCCGCCGAGGGCAAGAAGUUCGCGACCGUCAACAAGAACUGGUGCGCGACGGUCACGGCCGCGAAGGCGCGGCCCGUGCUGACUCAGUGUGAAAAACUUCAACUUCGCGUCGACGGCGUCUGAGAGAGUCGUCGAGCCCUCCACGCCAUCGACGCGACGCGUUCCUCGCUUCUCGCCGAGUGAGAGCGGUCGCGUCUCGCGAUCUCGGCACCGCGGCCCUCGGAGCGGCCCAAACUCGGACACGACCUCCGAGAGACCGUAUCCAGAGAGCAGAACCUCACCCAGACCGCGACACACCCAAAGUUGAAGCACAAGUUGAACUUUCCACGCAGGUCGUCAUGGAGUUCUGCGACGACGAGAAGCUCCUCAAGAAAUUGAGCGACAGCGCCGUGCUCUUGGAUCAGGUGCAGAAAGGUUUAAAUGACUACCUCGAGACGAAGCGGGGCGUCUUCGCGCGCUUUUAUUUCCUCUCGAACGACGACUUACUUUCUAUCUUGUCAGAAAGUAAAGAUGUGAUGAGGGUCCAGCCCCACUUCAAGAAGUGCUUCGAAGCCAUCGAUGCCGUGAAGUUCGAACCGCUGGAAGAUAUUAGCGAGUUAGCGAUCACGCAGAUGGUUUCCCCGGAAAAGGAGGUCGUGCCGAUGAUGGCGCCCGUCGACCCCGUGGAGAAGAGCGUCGAAGUUCGUGGUGCGGUGUCCUUCUUACUUCAUUGAUACGACUCGUAUGGAUCAGACGAGGUCGUGGGCGGUUUUUUGAGAGAUUUCGAGCUCUUUCGGACCGCGUCGGGGCCGUCGCGUCUCGACGCGGUCCGAGACGGCUCAAAAUCGACGAAAAGACCACCCACGGCCUGCUCUCCCCCAGACGCCAUCGACGCGACCCGCCAGACACGCGUCGCGCCGCGCAGGUCUGGAUGGUCGAGGUCGAGGACAUGAUGCGCCUUUCCGUAAGACACGUCAUGCACCUGGCGAUCCAGGACUACGCGAGGCAGGAGCGGACGGUCUGGAUGCAGAAGUGGCCAGUGACUCAGAGCAGAAAAUGAACUUGAACUUGACGUUGUUGUGAAGAUGGCGUCUUCACGAAACCGCACCGCCUCGAUGGCGUCUUCAUGAUCACAUGAGAGUCUACGCGCCUCGGGAGUGCACGGAGGCAGUUUCGUGACGCCGUCGUUCCGCGCAGGCCCUCCAUGUGCGUGUUAAAUGGAAGCCAGAUGUACUGGACGUCCGAGACCGAAACUCUGAUAAAAGAGAAGGGUGAAAAAGGACCUCCGGAAAUGCUGGAGCACCAGAUCGAGCAGUUGUCGGCCAUGGUUCUUUUAGUGAGAGGUGACCUACCAGGAGCGGUCCGGAACCAGGUCGGCGCUCUCGCUGUGAUCGACGUGCAUGCGAGAGACGUCAUGAUUCGACUCACGAAGGAACGAGUGAGUGACAUUUCGGACUUUACGUGGACGUCGCAGUUGCGCUAUUACUGGCGCGACGACGAUUUGUAUGCGCAGAUGGUGGCGGCGGACCGGAAAUACGGCUAUGAGUACCUCGGGAACUCGUUUCGAUUAGUUAUAACACCUUUAACAGAUAAAUGCUAUCUUACAUUGAUGGGCGCGCUACAAAUGAUUCUGGGCGGCGCGCCGGCCGGUCCGGCGGGCACGGGCAAGACCGAGACCACGAAGGACCUCGCGAAGGCCGUAGCGAUGCAAUGCGUCGUGUUCAACUGUAGCGACGGUUUAGACUACCAGGCGAUGGGCAAGUUCUUUAAAGGUUUGGCGUCGUGUGGCGCCUGGGCCUGCUUCGACGAGUUCAACCGCAUCAACAUCGAAGUUUUGAGCGUCGUGGGCCAGCAGGUCAUGUCGAUCCAAUUGGCGAUCAAGGUGCUGACUCAGCGUCAAAUGCAACUUGAAGUUGCGUCGACGGCGUCGAUGCGACCGCAUGAGCGUCUACGUUACGCGACGGUGUCGUUCCCACGCAGGGCAAGGUCGACAAGAUCGAGUUCGAAGGGUCUACCAUAAGAGUCCUGCCGGGCUUCGGCGUUUUUAUAACCAUGAAUCCCGGCUACGCUGGAAGAAGUGCACUGCCCGACUCCCUAUCAGCUUUAUUUAGACCAGUGGCGAUGAUGGUCCCCGACUACGCGCUGAUCGGGGAGAUCAUGUUCUUUGCGUACGGGUUCGCGAACGGCAAGGAGUGCGGCCAGAAGAUGGUCACGACCUUCCGGUUGUGUUCGGAGCAGUGUUCUUCCCAACCGCACUACGACUAUGGCAUGCGGGCCGUGAAAACGGUCAUUACCGCGGCCGGUAAUCUGAAGCGGAAGGAGCCCCAGGCCGACGAGUUGGUACUACUUUUGAGAGCCUUGCAGGACGUGAACAUCCCGAAGUUCCUGGACGGUGACCUGCCUCUCUUUCGAGGCAUCAUCUCGGACCUGUUUCCCGGGAAGAAGCGUCCCGAAUUAGAUUAUGGAGCCCUCGUUUCCGUCAUGCAGCAGACCAUCGAUGCGCAUGGGUUACAGCCGCACCCCUGGUUCAUGGGCAAGGUCAUCGAAUUGUAUGAAAUGAUCGUGGUCCGACAUGGUGCUGACUCGGCGUCCUUUUCUUCGAGUUUCUCAACUUCAAGUUGGUGAAGACGGCGUCAAUGCGACGUUCCGACACCGUGACGCCGUCGACGUGGUCGUGAGAGAGUCUACGGGUCGCAUGAGAGAGCUGCGGCCGUGUCGCGACGGCGUCGUUCCGCGCAGGCCUCAUGCUCGUCGGCCCGACGGGCGGCGGCAAGUCGCGCAACUUACACGUCCUAGAAGACACUUUGGGCCAGCUCAAAGUCCUCGGCGAGCAGGGUUUUGCGUAUGAGAAGGUGAAGAUCUACCAACUGAACCCGAAGAGCAUCACGAUGGGUCCGCGACGCGGCGUUGAAGUUGACCUUGAACUUGAACUUUUUGUGAGAGCGGCGAUGGCGUCGUGGCAUCGCGUCGACGCCGUCUUCAUGAUCAUCAGAGCGUCGACGCGUCUCGCGAGGGGAGUGUCGCGACGCUAUCCAUCAAACGCAGGUCAAAUGUACGGCGAGUUCGAUCCCAAUACAAGAGAAUGGCAGGACGGUAUUAUGAGCACGAUGUACCGCCACGCCGCGACCUCGACGACUUCCGAUCGGAAGUGGGUCAUGUUCGACGGGCCCGUCGACGCGAUCUGGAUCGAGAACAUGAACACGGUCUUGGAUGAUAAUAAGAAGUUGUGUUUGGUGAGUGGCGAGUCGAUAAAGAUGAGCAACGAGAUGACGAUGAUGUUCGAAGUUGAAGAUUUGCUCGUGGCGUCACCUGCCACCGUUAGUCGUGUUGGUAUCAUCUACAUGGAGCCCAAAGCGUUAGGAUUGGACGUUUUACGAGAAUCGUGGGUCACGAGAACUUUAAACAAGUGCCCCUGCUUCCGGGACACGUCCUUCACAAGUAUUAUGGCCUUAUGUUUUGAUAGAUAUCUAUUCACGGCGAUCAAUUUCAUGCGGGGGCAGAUGGCUGAAUUGCUGCCGACGAUGGACAACAACCUCUGCGAAAGUCUCACGAGGCUGUUGGACUGUUUUUUGGAGCCGUUCUGCGACAAGGAGGGUCGGGAUACUCCUAAGAAGGAAGUUGUGGCGAAGGCCGUGGCGCAGCUCGAGGCGCGGUUCAUUUUUUCAUUGGUGUGGAGCGUGGGCUGCACGGGGCCGAACGAAUCUCGAGCUCGAUUUGAUUUAUGGCUGCGGUUGCAGUUGGCGCAGUUCGGCAUGAAAGAUGCCUUUCCAGCUGAGGGAUUAGUGUACGACUACGUGCGCGCGCGGCGUCCCGUGAGCGUGGUUUCUUCUUUGCUGAAGAGGCCGUUCGGACCGAACCGCGAUGCGCCACGCAUGGCGUGGUCGCCGCGAUCCCACGAGAGUCCCCGCGAGACCGCGAUGCGCCGCGCAGGUCUACGACGCCGACGAAAGCAGGUGGGCCGGCUGGAUGGCCACGAUCGACGACUACAAGGUCGACUCCAAAUUAUCUUUCGCGGAGCUCAUCGUGCCGACGCCCGACUCUGUCCGAUCUACUUUUAUCCUAGCUAAAUUGCUACAGAACAGAUACCACUGCAUGCUCGUGGGCGAGACUGGUACUGGUAAAACGGUCAAUAUCUCGCAGUACUUGCAGGGCGUGUCGAAGUGCGAGGGCAAAUCAGCUCCCUCAGAACUCAUGCCGCUGACGAUGACGUUCAGCGCGCAGACCUCGGCCAACAUGACCCAGGACACGUUGGACGGGAAGUUCGAGAAGAGACGGAGAGGCAUCUUCGGGCCGCCGGCGGGCAAGUUUCAAGCGAUCCACGUCGACGAUUUGAACAUGCCCAAACGGGAGACGUACGGCGCGCAGCCGCCGAUCGAAAUUCUGCGGCAGUGGUUCUGACUCAGUGUUUUUCUCGGAACGUUUCCGAACUUCAAGUUCGCGUCGAUGGCGUCGGCGCGACGUCACGCCACCGCGACGCCGUCGACGUGGUCGUGAGAGAGUCUACGGGUCUCGCGAGCGAGCCUCGGGACCGCGGAACGCCUCGAAACGGCUCAAACUCGACAAAGAGACCACCCACGGCCUCGUCUGAUGGAGACGACGCGCGUCGAUGGCGUGGGAACCGUUGGCGACGCCGUCGUUCCGCGCAGGUUCUCGCAGGGCGGCUGGUUCGACCGCUCGAAUGAUCUGGCUUUUCGGAAGAUCAUCGACAUCGUCUUCAUCGCUUCUCUCGGACCUCCUGGGGGAGGCAGGCAGGACAUGACGGCGCGGUUCGUGCGGCCGUUUAAUGUUGUGGGGUUGGCGGAGAUGAGUGAUCAAUCGAAGGCGGGCAUCUUCGAGACGAUCCUGGGCGACUUUCUGGCGUCGUUCACGCCGGAGAUCUCGACGUUGUGUUCGGGGUUGGUCCAGUCCACUAUUGAUACGUUUAACAACGUCGUAUCUUCCCUGUUACCGACGCCGGCCAAGAGCCACUAUACGUUUAAUUUGCGGGAUUUAGCCAAGGUCUUCCAGGGGACGCUCAUGGGCUCGCCGAAGUUCAUCGAGCAACCGAUCGGCAUGGUGCGGACUCGGCGUCUGUUUCUGACGUUUUCUGAACUUCAAGUUCGCGUCGAUGGCGUCAACGUGACUUCCCGUCACCGUGACGUCGUCGACGCGAUCGCAUGAGCGUCUACACGUCUCGUGUGGGAGCCACGGCCGUGUCGCGACGGCGUCGGUGCCACGCAGGUGCGGCUCUGGUCUCAUGAACUGAAAAGAGUUUUUGAAGAUCGAUUGACUACUUCUGAUGAUCACGACUGGUUCGUUUCCCAACUUGAACAAUGUGUUUCUGAGAAAUUUGGCAUGAAGUGGGCCGACAUCGUGCGCACGGAACGUGCGAUCUCGGCGUCCCGUCGUGUUGUGGUGUCUUCACUUCAUUCAAACGACUCGUGUCCAUCUCACUUCCAUGAGAGUGGUUUCUUUUUCGAUUCUGAGGCCCUUCGGACCGCGUCGAGCGACGGCCCCGCAUCGCGGCCGAAUGCACUCGAAAUCAACAAAAGAAACCACCCACUUCAUCAUGAGGUGGACACGACGCGCUUCGACCGCCGCGACACCGCGAUGCUCCGCGCAGGACUCUUGUAUUGCGAUUUCGUCGACCCGAACGCGGAUCCUAGAGUGUAUCAAGAGGUCGAGGACAUCGACAAACUGAAACUCGUCGUGAACGACUUCCUCGAGGAGCACAACGCCGAGUCGAAGAGCCCGAUGCCGCUGGUCAUGUUUUUGGACGCGAUCGAGCACGUCCUUCGCAUUGCUCGCAUCCUGAGGCAGCCCCAGGGCAACGCGUUGUUACUGGGCGUGGGCGGCUCGGGGAGGCAGUCCAUGUCGAAGAUGGCGACCUACAUCAGCGGCUACGAGCUCUUCCAGGUCGAGAUCGCCAAGGGCUACGGCGCGAUCUCCGCGUUUUGAGGUGUAGAGUCACGCCAUUGAUCUCGUGUCCAUCAGACGAGGUCGUGGGUCGUUUCUUUCUUGCUGAAGAGGCCAUUUUGACGGAAAUGCUCCGCGCAGGCAUGGUCGAGUGGCGGGAAGAUUUAAGGAGGUGCCUCUUGCAGGCGGGCGUGAAGGAUACGCCCACCUCCUUCGUGUUCACGGACGCGCAGGUCGUCAUGGAGUCGUUCCUGGAGGACGUGAAUAAUAUACUCAACGCCGGGGUACGCGAUCUCGGCGUCCCGCGGGGCUGCGGUGCCUUCACGCCAUCGACGCGCGUCGUCCUCGAGAGAGGAGGUCGUGGGUGGUCGCUUUUUGGAUUUUGAGGCCGUUCGGACCGAGUCGGGGGACCACAAUGCUCCACGCAUGACGUGGUCGCCGCGACGGCGUCGACGCGAUGCCGCGCCGCCUCGACGCCGUCUUCGUGGUCGCAUGAGAGUCCACGCGUCUCGCGAGAGAGCCGCGGCGGUCUCGUGACGCAGUCGCUCCGCGCAGGACGUCCCGAACCUCUACGGCCCCGAGGAGAUGGACGCCAUCAUGAGCGCGUGCCGCGUCGACUGCCAAAAAAAACAAAUCACGCCGACGAAGACGAAUAUUUUUGCCCAGUACGUGGUGAGGGUCCGAAGGAACAUGCACGUGUGCCUGUGCAUGUCUCCUCUUGGUGAGACCUUUCGGGAAAGGUUAAGACAAUUUCCAUCUUUAGUAAACUGCAGCACGAUCGACUGGUUUACCGAAUGGCCGGCCGAGGCGCUAGAAUCUGUUGGUCUUAGUGCGUUAGUGGAAGCCAAUCAAGUCAUCCCCGAGAACCGAAGUGGAGUAGUAAAAAUGUUCAAGCAGAUCCACCAGGACGUCGAGCGCAAGUCCCGGGAGUUCUACGACGUGCUGCGGCGAUUUAAUUACGUGACGCCUACGUCCUACUUGGAACUGCUGUCGUCGUUCGACACGCUAUUGAGUUACAAGCGCGGCGAGGUCAAGACGAAGAAAGAUAGAUUAAAGAUCGGCCUGGAUAAAAUAAUUUCGACGGGAGAACUCGUCGAGGGCAUGCAGAAGGUCCGUGACUCAGUGUUGAAGUUGAAGUUGAACUUGAACUGGUGGAGUCGUCGCGCGCUCCACGCCAUCGUUUCGUGAUUGUUCGUAUCAACGCAGGAACUCGAGAUCCUGGCGCCGCAGUUAGUUGUUAAAGGGAAAGAGGUCGACGAGAUGAUGGUUUGAUGGCGGCGUCCCUUGAUGUGCGUCGUGUCCAUCUCACGAGGUCGUGGGGCGGUCUCUUUGUCGAGUUUGAGCUGUUUCGGAUGACGCGGUCGCCUCGACGCGAGCACUCCCGAGAGAGAGCGCGAGAGCAAUCUUCACGGGUCGCGGCGAUGGCGUACCGGUGAGAUCUAUGGCUCGCCCCUGAAAUCUACACCACGGCCACGCCGUCGACGCGACCGCACGAGAGUCUACGGACCGUUUCCGGUGAAUACGAUGCUCACACAGGUCGUCAUCGACAAGGACAAGAAGGACGCCGCCGUCGUCAAGGAGAAGGUCCUGGUCCAAGAAGCGAGUGCCACGGAGAUUUCGGAGCGAGCGGGGGCCAUCGCGGCCGACGCGCAAGCGGAUUUAGAUAAAGCCCUACCUGCCCUCGCGGCCGCCGUCCAAUGCUUGAAAGAACUCAAGAAGGCCCAUAUUGAUGAAGUGAAAGCGCUCAAGAAGCCUCCCGGUGGCGUCCGACUGACGCUAGAAGUAGCUUGUGUCUUUUUCGAGGUCGCGCCCGUGAAAAAACCGGACCCCGAGGACCCGUCCAAAAAAGUAUUUGACUACGUGGAACCGGCCGGCAAAAGCUUGUUGAGCAACGCGGGCAAGUUCCUGGAAAUGUUGCAGGACUUCGACAAGGACAACAUCCCGGACAAGGUGCGUUUUUUGAGGUCUUGCGGUGCCUUCACUUUGUUGCUGGGACUCGUAUCAUGUUGUGGGUGGUUUUAUGUCUGAUUUCGAGUGAAUUCGCUCGACGCGGUCCGAACCGGUUCAUGGAAGGACCAGAGACCACCUCCGGCACCGUGAGAUGGAGACCGCGUCGCACGCGCGCAGGUCAUCAAGAAGGUCGGCCCCUACAUCGAGAACCCCGACUUCACGCCCAAGGCGAUCGAAAAAGCCUCCGUCGCGUGCAAGGCCAUCUGCAUGUGGUCCGACGCGGCGUGUUGAACUUGACCUUGAACUUGACGUCUGGUCGAUGGCGUCUUCGCGAGACCGCGACGCCGUCGACGUGGCCGUCGGAGAGUCUACACGUCUCGCGACGGCGUCCGUGCCACACAGGGCGCACGCGAUGCAUACCUAUCACUUCGUCGCGCUCGGGGUUGCCCCUAAAAAAGCUAAGUUAGCGGAGGCCCAAGCGGAGUUGGAGGAGGCCACUGGAGUCUUGAAUGAGGCCCGGGCCAAGCUCGCGGCAGUCGUAGAAAAACUGGAGCGAUUGGAGGAGGCCCUCCAGAACGCCGUGAACGAGAAGAAAUCUUUAUCUGAUAAAGAACAACAAUGUAAAGUACGGUUAUCCAAUGCUGAUAAACUCAUCGGCGGCCUCGGUGGGGAACGGGUCCGCUGGACGCAAACAGUAGCUGAUUUAACCGUGGCGGUGGACAACUGCAUCGGCGACAUACUCAUAAGUGCGGGAUUCAUCUCGUACCUAGGACCGUUUACCGCCGAAUUUAGACAAGAUGUCGGCGACUCGUGGAGAGAUAAAUUAAUUGAAUUCAAGAUUCAGCAUACGGAGGGCUGCGACAUCACGCAGACGCUCGUCGAGCCGGUCAAGCUGCGCAUCUGGCAGAUGUACGGCCUGCCGACGGACCCCCUGAGCACGCAGAACGGCAUCAUGCUCGAUAGAGCUAGACGAUGGUCCCUAUUCAUCGACCCGCAAGGUGCUGACUCGGCGUGAAAAUUGAACUUGAACUUGACGUCUGGUCGAUGGCGUCUUCGCGAGACCACCUCGACGCCGUCGACGCGGCCGCAUGGGAGUCGACGCGCCUCGUGAGCGAGUCGCGGUCAUUUCGUGACGGCGUCGUUCCCACACAGGACAAGCGAACCGCUACAUCCGGCGCAUGGCCAAGGACAAGGACAUCUGCAUGAACGGCUUCGACGUCGCGAAACUGACCGAUAAGAACUUUCUGCGAACGCUCGAGAACGCGGUGCGAUUUGGCAAGUGGGCGCUCUUGGAAAACAUCCAGGAGACCUUGGACGCUGCUCUCGAGCCCAUAUUGAUGCAGCAGACGUUCAAGCAGGGCGGCCAGGACAUGAUGAAGCUCGGUAUGUAUUGAUGUUGAAGUUGAACUUUGAUGUUGAACUAUGUAGGCGAGAACACGAUCCCGUACAACGAGGAGUUCCGGCUGUUUCUGACCACCAAAAUGCCGAACCCGCACUACAGUCCGGAGGUGCAGGUCAAAAUCAGUCUUGUGAAUUUUACCGUCACGCAGUCGGGGCUGGAGGAGCAGCUGCUCGGCGCGUCGCGCGGCGUCCGAAUCGAGACGAGUCGUAUCAAGGAAGCGAGAGCGCCGCGACGCAGGCGCGACGGUCGAGCUCGAGAUGCCCGAGCUCGCGGAGAAGAAGAGCGAGCUCGUCGUCCAGUCGGCAGCCAUGAACAAGCAGCUGUUUGAUAUUGAAUCCAGUAUUUUGAAACUGCUGGCCGAGUCGAAGGGCAACAUCCUAGAUGAUACGAACUUGAUCGAGACGCUCGCGCAAGCGAAGAAGACGUCCGACUCGGCGUCCGUUUCCUUCAAUUUCCGAACUUGAAGUUGCGUCGAUGGCGUCGGCGCGACGCGACGCCACCGCGACGCCGUCUUCAUGAUCACCAGAGAGUCCUUGUGCCGUCAGAGAGCCUCCCGAGCGCGUCGCGACGGUAUCAAUCAACACAGGUCGAACGAGGUGAACAUCCGCAUGCAGGAGGCCGAGGUCACGGCGGUAGAAGUCAACAAGACGUCCGAGGAGUACCGGCCCGUCGCCAAACGCGCUAGUCUGUUGUACUUCUGCCUCGCGGACAUGGCCAAUGUGGAUCCGAUGUACCAGUACGCGCUGCCCUGGUUCAAGGCCCUCUUUGCCACUGGAGUCGGUAGAGCCCCAGCAUCAAAUGACAUGGAACAAAGAUUAGAGAACCUGAACGUCUUCUUCACGUAUUUUGUGUACACGAACGUGCGCCGUCAGUGUCGUGUAGAGGCGCCUUCACGCCGUCGACGCGACUCGGCUCCGUCAGAGAAGGCGCUGAGUGGUCUCGGGUCCGCGCAGGUGUGCCGAAGUCUCUUCGAGGCCCACAAGCUCCUCUUCUCCUUCCUGAUGACUAUUAAAAUUAUGAUGGGCGAUAAUAGAUUAGACGCGCUCGAGUGGCGCUUCUGCAUUAGUGGACAGACGAUCAAGCCGCUCGCCCUGGAAAAUCCCGCGGACGACUGGAUCGAGGCCAACACGUGGUCCGUGACUCGGCGCCGAAAAUGACCUUGAACGUGACGUCUGGUCGAUGGCGUCUUCACGAGACGGCGUCGCCUCGACGCCGUCGAUGCGACCGUUUCGCGACGGCGUCGUUCCCACGCAGGACCGAAAUCUUGGCGCUUGGGGGUCUCAGCGAUGUCUUCAAAGGUCUGCCGCAAGCGUUCAAGGACAAUCUGGCGGGCUGGCGCAAGGUCUACGACUCCGAGACGCCGCAGUCGAUCGGCUACCCCGCACCAUAUGAUAAAUUGUCAGGCUUGCAGAACUUGUGUGUCCUACGAGUGAUACGACGGGACAAGCUCAUGGACGGCGUCCAGAAGUUCGUCGAGGACGAGAUGGGCGCGCUCGCGGCGUCCUGUUGUGUAGAGGCGCCUUCACGCCAUCGACGCGUCGAGUCCGAACGGCCCCAAACUCGAAAAAGAAACCACUCUCAUGGAAGUGAGAUGGACACGAUGCCCCGCGCAGGUCGCAGAUACACGGAGCCCCCGCCCUUUGACCUACCUGCAUGUUACGACGACUCCGAGAACGUGACACCUCUAGUAUUUAUUCUAUCUACCGGCUCAGAUCCAAAUAAAGACAUCCAGGAGCUCGCGCGGAACCUGUCCAUGGAGGACAAGUGGACCUCUAUAGCUUUAGGGCAAGGGCAAGGGGCCAUCGCCGAGAAACUCAUCGAGAAGAGCACGAAGGACGGCUCCUGGGUCCUCCUGCAGAAUUGUCAUUUAUGUGUAUCCUGGCUACCGACGCUCGAGCGCAUCGUCGAGGACUUCAAGCCGGACCAGGUCCACGAAAGUUUCCGGCUCUGGCUCACGUCGAAGCCGAGUCCGCACUUCCCCGUGGCGGUGAUGCAAGUUUCUGUAAAAAUGACGAAGGAGCCGCCGCGCGGUCCGCGACGCGGCGUCGUCUCCGUCAGACGAGGUCGUGAGCCGUCUCGUCCCACGCAGGUCUCCGCGCGAACCUCAAGACGGUGUUCCUCAAGAUGGACGACGACAAGUUGAACCGGUGCUGACUCGGCGUCUGAACUUGAACUUUGGGAAGACGGCGUCUUCAUGAGACCACAGCGCCUCGCGACGGCGUCGUUCCCGCGCAGGACGAACAAGCCGGCGGACUACCGCAAACUACUCUUUGGGUUGUGCUUCUUCCACGCGCUGAUUAUUGAGAGAAAAAAGUUCGGCCCGCUCGGCUGGUCCGCGACGCAGCGUUGAAGUUGACCUUGAAGUUGAACUUGACUCAUAUCCACGCAGGAACACGGCCUACGCCUUCAACGAGACGGAUUUAGACAUCUGCAUCUCGCAGCUCGAGCUCUAUGUCAACAAAUUCGCGGAGAUCCCCUUUACUGUACUCAGUAUGCUCACGUCGGUGGUCAACUACGGCGGGCGCAUAAACGACGAUAAGGACAUGCGGACGGCGGAUAUCAUCAUUGCGGACUUCUUGACGCCGGACAUUUUAGCUGACUCUUAUAAGUUUAGUAGAUCAGGCAUCUACAAGACGAUCAGUACGGAUUCUCAGAAAGGGUAUCUGGAGUAUAUUGACUCGCUACCGAUGAUGCCCGAGCCCGAGGUCUUCGGCAUGCACGGCAACGCCAUGAUUACGUAUGAUCUGAACGAGUCGGACUCGAACUGCGAGAUCAUCUUAUCGCUCCAACCUAGAACGUCUGGUGGAGGAGGUGUGUCGCGGGAGGACGUCAUGGGUGACGCGGCCCGGGACAUGGAAAGUCGCUUGCCAGCUGUUUUCGACCCGGACGACGUGUAUCUGCGGUAUCCCACGGAUUAUAAUGAAUGUCUCAACACGACGCUUGUGCAGGAGGUGACGAAGUUUACGAGGCUCGAACGGGUCAUGGUGUCUACUCUCGCAUCCUUGCAGUUAGCCCUGAAAGGAUUGGUAGUUUUGAGUUCAGAGCUGGAGGCCAUGGGCAACGCGGUCUACGACGGGAAAGUACCCCUACCGUGGAUGGGGAAAGGCUAUCCCUCGCUGAAACCGCUGCCGCUAUGGUAUGCCGAUUUACUUAGGAGGUUGGACUUCAUGGAAGGGUGGAUUCAGAAUGGCACGCCGGACGUCAUCUGGAUUUCGGUCUUCUUCUUCCCGCAAGGUCCGGCUCGGUGUCUCGUAGCUUGAAUUUGGGGGUCUGUGGCGCCUUCACUUUGUUGCUGUGACUCGUGUCCAUCUUCUGAUGAAGUUUGGGGCCGUUCGGACCGCGUCGGGACCGCGAACCGGUUCAUUGAAGGACCAGGGACCACCCAUCUUCAUCAUUGAUGGAGACGAGUUCAAAACGCCGAGAUCUCACUCUUAUCAAACGCAGGCUUCAUGACGGCCAACGUCCAGAAUUAUGCCAGAAGAAAACAGAUUCCGGUGGAUACGGUGCAGUUCGGCCAUAAGUUGCUGCGGGAGGAGCCCUCGGAACUUACGAGUAAGCCGGCGUCGGGCUGCUACAUCUACGGCUUGUUCCUGGAGGGCGCGCGGUGGGACAAGAGGAACAACACGCUAACGGACCCAAAGCCCAAGGAGCUCUUCGCGCCCAUGCCCGUCAUCCACUUGGUGCCCGAGGUCGAUCGGGCGCCCAAUCCACCAGAUGGUGGAAUAUAUAGAUGUCCGGUGUACAAGAUUUUAACAAGGACGGGUACUCUAUCAACAACUGGUCACAGUACGAAUUUCGUCUUUUGGCUCGAGGUGCCCUCGACGAAACCAACAUGCUACCGGAAUAGUCUGGUGAGCGAGACGAACGCCCAGAUCAAGUUGUGCGACCAGAGCUACUGGAUCAAGGCCGGCGUCGCGUGCUUCUGCGCGCUGAAGUACUAAGUAUGAAAAUUAGUCC